Messenger RNA from Histoplasma capsulatum G186AR, 1541 nucleotides. Its product is annotated as outer mitochondrial membrane protein porin. Gene Ontology annotation, cellular component: mitochondrial outer membrane. Gene Ontology annotation, biological process: monoatomic anion transmembrane transport. Lineage: Eukaryota; Fungi; Ascomycota; Eurotiomycetes; Onygenales; Ajellomycetaceae. The record is from RefSeq and is a predicted model, not a curated record. The coding region runs from base 109 to 963 and encodes 284 amino acids. The transcript has 6 exons. Gene Ontology annotation, molecular function: voltage-gated monoatomic anion channel activity.
CUCCAACAUCUGUUCUGGAUACCCAUGAGUUUAGCUUUUCUGCAUUGCCAGCUUCCCAUUGUAUCUCUACCUGACGUAUCCUCUUCAUCCUCUUCUCCUUAGACCACUAUGGCACCCCCAGCUGCUUUCAGUGACAUUGCCAAGGCUGCAAAUGAUCUCCUGAACAAGGAUUUCUACCAUACCUGUCCCGCCAACCUCGAGGUUAAGUCCAAGGCCCCCAAUGGUGUUACAUUCAACGUCAAGGGAAAAUCGGUCUCCGAAGGUCCUAUCAAUGGCGCCCUUGAAGCCAAAUAUGUCGACGCGCCAACUGGCCUCACCUUGACCCAGACUUGGAACACCGCCAACGCCCUCGACACCAAGCUCGAGCUUGACAACAAAAUCAUGACUGGCCUCAAGGCUGAAGUCCUGACCCAGUACCUGCCGAAUUCCCAGUCCAAGGGCGUGAAAUUGAAUCUCUACUUCAAGCAGCCAAGCUUCCAUGCCCGUGCCUUCUUUGAUCUCCUCAAGGGCCCCUCUGCCAGCUUCGAUGCCGUCCUUGGCCAUGAAGGCUUUCUAGUCGGUGCCGAGGGAGGCUACGACGUCCAGAAGGCUGCCAUCACCAAGUACUCAGCUGCCAUCGCCUACUGCGUUCCCGAAUACUCGGCAGCUGUCACCGCCCAAAACAACCUCUCCCUCUUCUCCGCCAGCUACUACCAUCGCGUCAGCCCCCAAGUCGAGGCCUGUGCCAAGGCCACCUGGGACUCCAAGGCUGGUAACUCUGUUGGCUUGGAAGUUGCCAGCAAGUAUCGACUUGACCCCUCCUCCUUUGCCAAGGUCAAGGUGAAUGACCGUGGUAUCGCGGCAUUGGCUUACAAUGUCCUCCUCCGCCCGGGCGUGACCCUGGGCCUCGGCGCCAGCAUGGACACCCAGAAGCUGAGCCAAACGGCGCACAAGGUUGGCGCUAGUUUCACCUUUGAAGCAUAGAGAAGGGAACGAAGGAAAUGACGAAAGUGACUUAAAGAGAUAAAUGCGAAUCAAAGAAAAGAAAGAAUUGAAAGAAUCCUUAAGUUUUGUAUUCUAUACAUACCCAUAUGUAACCAAAGAAUUUUUGCAACGGUUCCAGGUUUUCUUUUCCUUUUGGCUGAGGCUCCUUCCACCCCUCGACUUUUUCUAUUUACUUGUGUAUCUGUCGUGUCCUUUUCGAAGUGGCGUCAGAUUGAUGAUUCCCUGGUGCUUUUCUCAUCUUCUAACUGGGAAUUACUACCAUGUCUAUAUCAAUUGACUUCUUUCGGCCGUCUCCUCUGUUUUCUUUCCUGCGUUCAGUAUGCCCUCUUCUCCGCCCUUUUCUUAUUCGAUGGGUAAUGAGUGAGAGGCAUGGCGCGUACGGUUGGAACCUGGUUCAAAAUUUCUGAACAUGGCUUCGAUUCUUACGAAGAUUGUUGAGACAGCGCUGAACCUUUAAGUUGAGCUUUGGAGCCGUGGUCAACAUGUGUAUAUGUACCGUACAUGGUAAAAUGCUUAGUGAAAGGAAAUGUGCUGAUUUAAGUUUCGAUUCAACUUCC